AACAUGAAUCUUGAGGACUACUUUGAGAGGAUUGGCUACAAUGGUCCUUCUGACAAAGCAGAUCUGGAAACCCUAAAGAAUCUCCACAGGCAACAUGUCCUGUCAAUCCCAUUUGAAAACCUCAGCAUUCACUGUGGAGAGUGGAUCACCACGGACCUGGAGUCCAUCUACACCAAGAUUGUGAAGAAUAAUCGAGGGGGUUGGUGCAUGGAAAAUAACCAGCUCUUCUCUUGGGUACUGAAAGAGAUGGGCUACACCAAAACAACACUGGGGGCAAGAGUGUUCUUAAAUGAUGAAUUUCUGCCAUAUGACACUCAUCUCAUCAACAAGGUCCUAAUUGAUGGAAAAGCAUACAUUGCAGAUGUGAGCUAUGGGAUGUCUGGUCAAAUAUGGCACCCCAUUGAACUUCUCUCAGGGAAAGAUCAACCACAGCUCCCUGGUGUGUUCCGCCUUGUGGAGAAAAGUGGGGUGUGGGUCUUGGAGAAAACCAGACGAAAGCCCCUUAUUCCAAAUGAGAGCUUUGCCAAUUCAAGUCUUAUAAACAAAAGCUCAUCUCAGACAUUAUACUCCUUCACUCUAAAACCACGGGGGAUUGACCACUUCCAGGAGACCUCUAAAUUGCUUCAGACCUCACCAGAGUCUCUAUUCACAAACAAGUCCAUCUGCUCCCUGCAGACACCCUCUGGAUUCAAGGCACUCAUUGGUUGGACAUAUAGUGAAGUCACCUACAAUUACCAAGAUGGGGUUGAUCUGCUUGAUAUGAAGGAUAUAGCCAAUGAUGAAAUAGAUAAAGUAUUAAAGGAAGAAUUUGCCAUAUCAUUAAAGAGUAAACUUACUCCCAAAAACAAGAAAUACAACUACGGUCUUUAG
Conger conger (European conger) is the source of this 870-nucleotide messenger RNA. RefSeq names its product arylamine N-acetyltransferase, pineal gland isozyme NAT-10-like. Gene Ontology annotation, molecular function: acetyltransferase activity. The record is from RefSeq and is a predicted model, not a curated record. Lineage: Eukaryota; Metazoa; Chordata; Actinopteri; Anguilliformes; Congridae. The coding region runs from base 4 to 870 and encodes 288 amino acids. The transcript has a single exon.